AUGCUGCAUGUUCAGGGGGCCAAAGAAGCAGCUUUGAGUGCUGAAUUGGCACUGGCUCGCGGGUGGUAUACUGGACACGGUUCUGGAUGGCAACAAGAUGCUUUAGGUCAAGUUGCGAUGACGCUGGACUUGCUUUCCUGGCAUGGAAUCUCUGCCGCCGAGCUCAAGAACAAGUUUGCCCACGGUGUGUUUGAUUUUGUGCUGGCGGCAGUCAUUGCCGAUACAGACACAACCGUUCUGCACAGAGCUUCUACUGGGCGAACGCAUACCAGACUACGACAGCCGAUCCUGAAGGGUCCUCAACUGCAGAAUGUAAUGCUCAGCAGCGAUUUCACAAAGCAAGCUCUACAAAGCUUGGAGCUAGCAGCUUCUGAAACGUGGCUAACUACUGGCCGCCUGCGAGCGAGAAGGGAACUUCCUGCCAAAGAAGAAGCAGGUGACGGACUUGAUAACCCUGCAAGAGGACUUAGGGCUCGAUGGAUCUCUUUCAGGCGGCUUGAAAAAGUUGAUUCCGUGCAGUCGUCGUAA
Molecule: messenger RNA, 528 nt
Organism: Cladocopium goreaui
Lineage: Eukaryota; Dinophyceae; Suessiales; Symbiodiniaceae
Source: the annotation of a GenBank genome assembly